AUGUCUCCGCCUGCUCCAAAGAAGGACGUUGACUGGUCCGCGCUUGGCGUUGCCCUCGACCUUCCAGUAAAUGGCCACAUCGAGACCAGAUUUCAUCUUUCGACAGGGAAAUGGACCGAACCGACUCUUGUGGCCAACCCGAAUAUCUCAGUUAAUGGCCUUUGUCCAGGCCUGAACUACGGACAGCAGUGUUAUGAAGGUCUCAAGGCUUUCCGCACACCAAGCGAUACGAUCACGAUCUUCAGACCAAAGUUUCAUGCAGCAAGAAUGGCUCAUUCUGCAGCCUCAGUAUCCCUACCAGAACCCUCUGAGGAACUCUUCCUUGAAUGUCUGAGGAUGGCGGUAGCACACAAUGCCGAAUAUGUCCCGCCCUCGGGCUCGGAGGCUUGCCUUUAUAUACGACCCGUUCUUUUCGGUGCAUCAGCGAGACUCGCACUUGCGCCGCCAGAAGAGGUCAUCCUGGCAAUCUAUGUCCAGCCAUCAUUUCCAUAUCACGGAUCAGCUUCUAUUGACGCUGUUGUCCUCGAGGAUUUUGACCGCGCGGCACCGAGGGGCAUGGGUAGGUACAAAGUUGGAGGAAACUAUGCUCCGGUAUGGCGGCAUGCCGCAAAAGCUCGGGCUAUGGGCUACGGAAUCACACUGCAUUUGGAUUCUUCUUCACGUUCUCUGAUUGAAGAGUUCUCUACCAGUGGAUUCAUGGGUCACAAGGUCGUCAAUGGCAAGGAUGUUCUUGUCGUGCCUGAGACGCAGAAUGCAAUCGACAGCACAACUAGUGAUAGCAUGGUGAGAAUGGCAGAACGGGAAGGCUGGAUGGUCGAAAAGGGAGAAGUCCCGUUUUCGACUAUUUCUUCCCUAGACGAAGUUGUGGCUGUUGGUACCGCCGCCGCCGCCGUUCCUAUCCGUAGUAUUUCCCGGUUAUCCACAUCCGAGAAGUACAGUUUUUCUACAUUGGAGAAUGGAAUACCAAGACUUGUUGCCUUGUCGCGCCUCAUGGCGGCGAUUCAGCGAGGAGAGGAAGAAGAUACUGAUGGAUGGUGCUGGGAGGUCACGGGGUUUCCGCAAGAGAAAAGCAGCACUGCUUUCAGAGGCUUCAGUGGUCAAGGCUCGGUGAUAGGCAACACGAUCUCUACUUUCCAGAGCACGGUCAUUGGGAGCAUACAGAGUGCUCUGCAUUUACUCCGUGGGUCAAACCCUACAUGA
Messenger RNA from Neoarthrinium moseri, 1200 nucleotides. RefSeq lists its product as uncharacterized. Gene Ontology annotation, molecular function: branched-chain-amino-acid:2-oxoglutarate transaminase activity. The coding region runs from base 1 to 1200 and encodes 399 amino acids. The transcript has 3 exons. NCBI's taxonomy places the organism in Eukaryota, Fungi, Ascomycota, Sordariomycetes, Amphisphaeriales, Apiosporaceae. The record is from RefSeq and is a predicted model, not a curated record. Gene Ontology annotation, biological process: branched-chain amino acid metabolic process.